This is a messenger RNA of Adineta ricciae, 1311 nucleotides long. The record is from the annotation of a GenBank genome assembly. NCBI's taxonomy places the organism in Eukaryota, Metazoa, Rotifera, Eurotatoria, Adinetida, Adinetidae.
AUGGCAUUCUUAUCCAUGAAUAAUGAUUAUGAGAAAGAAUAUUCAGAUUUAUCAAAAAUCAUCUAUUUGGACAAUAAUGCGACGACACGAGAAGAUAAAAAUGUCAUUGAAUCAAUGAUUAAUCAUUUAAAAUCGACAAAUUUAUUUGGAAAUGCAAGUUCAUCUCAUUUAAUUGGAAUUGAAACAAAAUAUUUAAUAAACGAAUCGAGAGAACAAGUGAGAAAGUCAAUCAAUGCAUCGAAUCUCAACGAAAUUAUUUUUACAAGUGGUGGAACUGAAUCAAAUAAUUUAGCUCUUCAUGGAAUUCUCAAAUUAAAUCUCAAAAUCAAUCAACAUGUCGUCACAAGUCCAUUUGAACAUCCAUCUGUUCUUAAUCUUCUCAAAUCUUUACAAAAUUCCUAUGAAAAUAUUCAAAUUUCAUUUGUUAAAGUCAAUUCCAAUGGAAUUAUUGAUCUCGAACAUUUUCGACAAUUGAUUCAACCACAAACAAAACUUGUUACAAUAAUGCACAGUAACAAUGAAAUUGGAUCAAUUCAACCAAUUGAAGAAAUCGUUCGAAUUUGUCGUCAAUUUGGUUCAUCUGAUCUUCGAAUUCAUACAGAUGCAUCACAAUCUCUGGGAAAAGUUGCAAUUGAUGUAACACGUCUUGGUGUGGAUUUAUUAACGAUCUGUUCGCAUAAAUUUCAUGGUCCUAAAGGUAUUGGUGCUCUUUAUAUUCGAGAAGGAAUUCAAUUAGAACCAAUUCUCUAUGGUGCUCAACAUGAACAAGGUCUUCGACCAGGUACUGAGAAUGUUUUAGCAAUUGUUGGUUUAGGAAAAGCGUGUCAACUAAUAUCAAAUAAAACUUUAUUGAAUAAAAGAAUUGAACAAAUGAAGAGAACACGUGACCGGCUUUAUCAAGGAUUAAUUCAACAAUUUAAUGAAGAUUUUAUUCAUCGAAAUACACACGAAGUUUAUUCUUUACCAAAUACAUUGAAUUUAUCUUUUCGUGGAAUUAACGCCAAACAAUUAGUUCAGCAAUUGAAUGAUCGAUUAGCUUUUUCAACUGGUAGUGCUUGUCAUGAAGAUACAAAACAUCAAUCAAUGUCAACAACACUUCAAGCGAUUGGUACGAUUUCUCUUCUAUUCGUUAUUAUCUUUAAUAUGAAUAAUUCUCUUUUAUUCAAAGGUUUAUCAUGGGAAUUAGCACGUGGUACAAUUCGAUUGAGUACUUCUUAUAUGACAACUGAUGAUGAAAUAGAUCAAGCGAUUGCUCUUCUUACAAAUGCAAUCAGACAACAACUAUCUUCUUUUACUAAUGGAAAUCAUUAA